UUUUUACCCCUCACACUUUCCCUAAUUUACCCCAAGCCCCUCCCUUCCUUCAUAAGACAACGCUUCCUCCUUCUCUUAUGGCCUCCUAUCAGACAAUGCAGCGUGCGGCGGUGGCCAAUGACCAACCACGGCGGAGCUCCGUCGGAGAGGCGGCGGCGGAGGGGGAGAAAGUGUUCAGGGGGGACGAGGAGUUCGGUGACGCCUCAUCGAACUAUUUGAAGACGAUUUUUGCCCUGGCGCUGUGGCUCGGAACCUUUCAUCUCAACGCAGGGUUGAUUCUCCUCGCGCUUCUCGUCCUCUCUCUCAGCCAAGCACUCUUGCUUAUAGGUUUGCUUCUUGUGUUGAUGCUGAUUCCUAUUGAUGAAAAUAGCAAGUUCGGUCGAAAAUUAGCCAGGUACAUAUGCAAGCACGUUUGCAGUUACUUUCCCGUCAUUCUUCAUGUGGAAGAUAUGAAGGCCUUUCAUCCCAAUCGUGCUUAUGUUUUUGGCUAUGAACCGCAUUCAGUUUUGCCAAUAGGAGUUGUUGCAUUAGCGGACAACACGGGUUUUAUGCCUCUUCCCAAAAUAAAAGUUCUUGCUAGCAGUGCGGUUUUUUACACGCCAUUUUUGAGACACAUAUGGACUUGGUUGGGUCUGACUCCAGUGACAAAGAAAAGGUUUACCUCUCUGUUGGAUGCUGGCUGCAGUUGUAUCAUAAUACCUGGUGGAGUUCAAGAAACAUUUCUCAUGGAGCAUGGUUCUGAGAUUGCCUUUCUUAAAGCAAGGAGAGGAUUUGUCCGGAUAGCAAUGGAGAAGGGCAAACCCCUGGUUCCAGUUUUCUGCUUUGGGCAGUCAAAUGUCUAUAAGUGGUGGAAACCAGGUGGGAAGCUAUUUCUGAAUUUCUCGAGGGCUGUCAAGUUCACCCCAAUAUAUUUUUGGGGAAUUUUCGGAUCUCCGAUACCCUUUAAACAUCCACUGCAUGUGGUGGUGGGUAGACCAAUUGAACUCGAGAAAAAUCCUGAGCCAACUCCUGAGGAGGUUGCCAAAGUACAUAGCCAGUUUGUUGAAGCACUUCAAGGUCUAUUUGAACGACACAAAGCUCGAGCUGGAUUUCCAGACCUUGAGUUGAGAAUUGUUUGAUAAUUACACUUGUCUCUUAGGGUAGCCUGUAUUUGGGAGUUUUAAAGAUGGAGAGGGUUGAGAGGUUCAUAAUUAAUGGAAUGAGGUAAAAUAAUACUGUUGAUUUUUGAGAAGCGAUUAUCUCUGCUGUUUCAGAAGUCAGUGGUGACAAUUCAUAUUGUAAAUUAUAAAUUUAACUCCCAAUUAUAAGUCAGAACAAUUUAUAUCAGAUAUAUUAAUUAUAA
This is a messenger RNA of Vigna unguiculata (cowpea), 1342 nucleotides long. Its product is annotated as diacylglycerol O-acyltransferase 2D-like. Gene Ontology annotation, cellular component: endoplasmic reticulum membrane. Lineage: Eukaryota; Viridiplantae; Streptophyta; Magnoliopsida; Fabales; Fabaceae. The record is from RefSeq and is a predicted model, not a curated record. Gene Ontology annotation, molecular function: diacylglycerol O-acyltransferase activity. Gene Ontology annotation, biological process: triglyceride biosynthetic process.